GCAGGAGGAAUCUGACCGACACCCUGCUGCUUCAAACCGCUUCACUCCGCUUCUCUUUGCUCUGGUACAGAAAUCAAACCUGUUACAUUCUCGCCGAGCUUCGCUGCAGCGUUCAGUGCAUGUCUGCAGGUUUAUAGCCCCCCUCUCGCCUGAGGACCCAACAGAGAACCUGACUUUAUCCAAACUGGAUUCCCGGAGCUCCUCACCAUGUCUGCCCGGGUUUAGAUUCUCCAUGGAGCUCUCUAACCUGUACGAGGUCGCGCCCCGGCCCCUGAUGAGCAGUCUGAACCACGGCCAGAACCACGGCCAGCAGCCCUCCUCCGGCUACAGAGACCCGGCAGACCUCGGCGGUGAGAUCGGAGACAACGAAACCUCCAUCGACCUGAGCGCCUACAUUGACCCGUCGGCUUUCAACGACGACUUCUUGGCCGACCUGUUCCACCACAGCUCCCGGCAGGACAAGCUUAAGAUCAUGAACGGGGAGUACGACUCGGUGCAGUGCGGCCCGGGGCCCCAGCAGCUCUACAUGUCCAACUACAUGGAGUCCAAGCUGGAGCCGCUCUACGACCACAACCCGCCGCGCAUCCGACCGGUGGCCAUCAAGCAGGAGCCCCGGGACGACGAGGACCUGAACCCGGGCAUGCCACCCACCUACCACCACCAGCACGCGCAUUCCCAGCAGUACUCCCAGCAUUCCCAGCAGCAGCAGCAGCAGCAGAUGCCGCACCUCCAGUACCAGAUUGCGCACUGCGCGCAGACCACCAUGCACCUCCAGCCGGGUCACCCGACUCCUCCGCCGACCCCGGUGCCCAGUCCGCACCAGCACCACCACCAACACCCGCACCAGCACCAGCAGGGCGGCCUGAAGCUCCUGGAGCAGCAGCGGGGAGGCGGGAAACCCAAGAAGCACGUCGACAAGAGCAGCCCGGAGUACCGGCUGAGGCGCGAGCGCAACAACGUGGCCGUGCGCAAGAGCAGGGACAAGGCCAAGAUGCGCAACAUGGAGACGCAGCACAAGGUGGUGGAGCUGACCGCCGACAACGAGAGACUGAGGCGGAGAGUGGAGCACCUGACCCGGGAGCUGGACACGUUACGGGGCAUCUUCAGACAGCUGCCGGACGGAUCCUUCAAACCCAUGGGCAGCUGAGAGACUACUGAACUCGACUGGAACCAGGACUGGGACCAGACUGGAGUGGACUGGUAUACUGCUGGAUUUAUACACACAAAUGGUUCUACAACUCUUCAUGUGUACGGACGGACUGAGAGCUGUGAGGAGACUGAGGCAGCUGAGGUGUUCACUGCAAAAAUAUCUGAGCAAACCAAUCGUUUUCUCUUUGACUGAGUCCUGAAACUUCGAUUUUCUCUUAAAAGAAGUGGGGAAAAAAAUCUUCUAUCAACUACUUUCCAGUCAAACUUUGGUCUUAAAUGAAAAAGAAAUAAAGUCCUUUACUGUUUUGUAUUGGAUCCAGGUGAAAUCAUCUCACCAUCAUCUCACUAGCUGAUUAUUUCCUACUUGUUCUAAGAAAAUCAGACUUGUACUCACUCAGUCGAAGACUAAAUUACUUGCUCAGACUGUAUCUUUUGCAGUGUUCAUGUGCCUUUUUAAAACUUUUGUGCAAAAGCCAAUAAGCUCGUUCCCCCUGCAGAUCCACACAACAGAGGACUGGUUGUUUUUGUGCCUUAUUUCCAUACAGACUGUGUGCUAUGACACACUCAACUCACAUAUCAGAGCAGCUAAGGUAGGGCAUGGUGGUGAUGAUCCCAGAUCAGCCUGUUGUGCAUGUUUUUCCUUAAUUAUUUUUGUUUGUUUUAUACAAGUUACCAUCUCCAUAUCCUCUCCUGAUAAACUAGAAUUUGUCUUUAUAGAGUUAUGAAAUGCAAAGUGCACACUGCUUUUAUAUAGGCUCAAGUCUCUGUGUAUAUGUACGUAUGUUUAUUGUCUUUCUGCAGAUGCAUGGAUCUAUGCUCAGUUUUUACUUGUUUCUCCACAUAAUGAGGUGCAGGGCUGUCAGCCCGCUCUGGUACGAGCUCUGUCUGAUAGUAUGGGUGGGCAAUAUGGACAAUAUUUGUGAUAAUAAGCGUAACAUUAUCUGUGCACCAGUGAUCACAUGAUAAAAGAGUCAGUUCAUCCCUGAGUCAAAAUGCUUUUAAUGUUUUAAGAGACAGAAAAAUCCUAUAAUUUUCACAAAAUGUCAGAUAUUUUAGCUGCAGAUUUUGGUCAAAUGUAACUUUUUAUUCACUGAGACAUGACAACUGUGAACCACCAUAACAUCUCCAUACUGUUCCUGACAGACAAAAACCUUGUAUAUCCACUUUUUGAUUUUUUUUUCAUGCUUUCAAACAAGUUGAAGUUAAAGGUUUGGAUCUGUGCACUAUGAUACAAGAAAAUGCUUCAUCUUCCUGCUCAAAAAAAAGGUGGGUCUUCUCUCUAAGUUCCCUAAAUGCUGAUAUUGUGGAGAUACAAGGUUUUUAUCUGUAUGAAUGAUAAUAAUUGAGUUAUUGCCCAGCCCUGAGUCUGGUGAUUUAAUGCCAAAGUGAAAAAUACAAACACACAUAAAAACAAAGACUGGAAUUGAACCUGUGGUACCUGCUUCAUCGUGUCACCGUCCAGUGGAAACCAAGUAUCUCCAAACCUGCUGGGACAUGUUUGUUUAAUGCUCACAAAGAAGCAUUUUUAAAUAAGAGUUUUGAAAAAUGAGCCUAAAACGAAGAGAAUUUCCUGCAGACGAUCGAAUCUGUCGCUAAACUCUGCAAACACAGAGAUGAGUGGUUUUCGGAGGACGGUGGCAGUAAAAGCAGCUCUGUCGUAUGCACUAUUUGUAGUCGAAUGAAGCACAGUGUUGUCUUUGACAUAUACAUGGGUACUGAUGAAAAGAAAAAAAAAGAAAAACACGCCUCGCUCUACAUACGUGUAUUUAUGUGAAAAAAAAAACAAAACAAAAAUGAAAUGACAAAAUGCCUAAAGGGUUUAAAAACAAAAUGUGAAAAGGGUUUCUAUGCAACGUCUCUCUUCCUCUUUUCCACUGUUGUAUCAUCACACACACACACACACACACACACACACACACACACACAGAGUGCCUUCUGAUCCUCUGAGAUGACCUUUGACCUCUUGCUGAUCUGCUCGUUGUGGCUCUGUUGAAAGAUUUUUAAAAAUUGAUGAUUUGUGUCAGCGAGGAAAAAGGAAGCACUUUUGUUUUUGUUUUUUUUACAAACUGAUGAUGUUAAACCAAUGUUUGUUUCAAAGGUCUCAAUUGUAAAAUAUGCCUAUAUCUAUAAAUAUAUAUAAAUAUAUAUAUAUAAAAUACCAAAAAAUCUGAAUUAUUAUAAUAAAAGAGCUCGUUUUAUCACA
This is a messenger RNA of Lates calcarifer (barramundi perch), 3352 nucleotides long. RefSeq names its product CCAAT enhancer binding protein alpha (gene cebpa). The transcript has a single exon. NCBI's taxonomy places the organism in Eukaryota, Metazoa, Chordata, Actinopteri, Centropomidae. Bases 233 to 1147 code for a protein of 304 amino acids. Gene Ontology annotation, molecular function: RNA polymerase II cis-regulatory region sequence-specific DNA binding; DNA-binding transcription factor activity, RNA polymerase II-specific. Gene Ontology annotation, biological process: myeloid cell differentiation; regulation of transcription by RNA polymerase II; DNA-templated transcription. The record is from RefSeq and is a predicted model, not a curated record.